AUGGAGUACAAACUCAAAACCUCACCACCAACGACAACAUCUUCUCCACCAAUCCCAAUCCAUCCCACUAUGCUCUCAAACUCUCCUCCGUCUUCAUCUUCUUCACCUCCCUCAAACUCUCCCACACCUUUCCCUUCACCCUCUCAGGGCUCUCCCUCUGCUGCUCCCCCCUCUCCGCCGCCGCCUGUGGUGGUUAGCCCUUGUGCUGCCUGCAAGAUCCUCCGCCGCAGGUGCGUGGAGAAGUGUGUCCUGGCUCCCUACUUCCCUCCCACUGAUCCCCUCAAGUUCACCAUUGCUCAUAGAGUCUUUGGAGCCAGCAACAUCAUCAAGUUCUUGCAGGAGCUACCAGAGUCCCAGAGAGCAGAUGCUGUGAGCAGCAUGGUGUAUGAGGCAAAUGCUAGGAUCAGAGACCCAGUUUAUGGGUGUGCUGGUGCAAUAUGCCAACUUCAGAAACAAGUUAGUGAGCUCCAAGCACAGUUGGCCAAAGCACAGGCUGAGCUAGUGAACAUGCAGUGCCAACAAGCCAAUUUGGUGGCUCUAAUUUGCAUGGAAAUGAGUCAAUCUCAGGAGCAGCACAUGCUGCAGCCUCAACCUCACGGUGACAUGAGCUGCUUCAUAGAGGACAACAGUUUUGGGACUGCUUGGGAGCCUCUUUGGACAUGA
Sphenostylis stenocarpa is the source of this 663-nucleotide messenger RNA. The record is from the annotation of a GenBank genome assembly. Lineage: Eukaryota; Viridiplantae; Streptophyta; Magnoliopsida; Fabales; Fabaceae.